UGUAAAUAAGAUGUUGCGAAUUUUUAAAAAUGUUCGGCACAAGCACACUUGGAUCAAACCGGAGGGAUACGAACUUCCUAUUAGUGUGUACAAUUGUACGGCCAAGAGGAAAGUUCCUCUGGUGCUGAGGAACAAAGAGUUGAUGACCUGGUAUACUUGUGGACCAACAGUCUAUGACUCUUCCCACAUCGGACAUGCCAGCUGCUAUGUGAAGCUGGAUAUCAUACAGAGGAUACUGCGGGAGCAGUUUAAAGUAAACAUUGUAUCUGUUAUGAAUAUCACUGAUAUAGAUGAUAAAUUGAUUAGAAGGGCUGAGGACGAGAAGAGCAGUGUACAGGAACUGGCAAAGUUUUAUGAGAGGGAUUUCUGGGAGGAUUUGCAGUCUCUCAAUGUACCAAAACCAGAUAGAGUUGUUAGAGUCACUGAUAAUAUGCCUGUGAUAAUAGACUUCAUACAGUCUUUACUUGAAAAUAAGCAAGCUUACCAAAGUGUAGAUGGAUCAGUUUACUUUGAUACAGGCUGCUAUAAAGGAGUUUAUGGGAAGUUGCAGAAUAUUGGGGAAAGUGAAUCUGAGAAAAGUAAUGUUAAAAGAUCUCCAGCGGAUUUCGCUUUGUGGAAGGGAAGCAAAGGGAAUGAGCCCAAAUGGGAGAGCAACUUUGGUCCAGGCAGGCCUGGUUGGCACAUUGAAUGUUCUGCACUUGCUGGAACUAUUUUAGGAUCCAACAUAGAUGUGCAUGCUGGUGGUAUAGACUUGAGAUUCCCGCAUCACGAAAACGAAGAGGCCCAAUCAUGCUCCUACUUUUCAGUUGAUCAAUGGGUGAAUUAUUGGUUGCAUACCGGUCACUUGCAUCUGAAAGAUUCGGUUAAAAUGUCGAAAUCGCUGAAGAACACGCUCAGCAUAAAAGACAUGCUGAAAACGUGUAAAGCAGACACGUUCCGCAUGGCCUGCCUUAUGUCGCAUUACUCCAAGAACAUGGAAUAUUCCGAAGAGAUGCUGAGAACAGCCAACAACUACCUCUUAACUUGCAAGAACUUUAUGGAUAACUGCGCCGCUUAUCUGGACAAUCCAAUUCAAACCAAUUUGAAUUCCGAUUUGCUGAUGACCCAUUUGGGUAAAACGAAUCAAGAGGUAGAAGACGCCUUGAAGGACGACUUCGAUACUGCCUCGUGCGUGAAGAGUAUCAACAAUUUGAUGAGCAGCACCAAUAAGAUGAUUCAUACGGCCGCCUCUGAUUCUUCUGGCAACGACGGUUCAAUUGGUUUAAUGGCAAUCACAAAUUUCGUUGGGAAAACCCUGAAUUCCUUCGGUUUAAAUCUGAACAAAGUUAACAGCGAGAGCGACAAAGACUUUGAUAGAAUCGUCGAUCUUUUGGUGCAGUUUAGGGGAGAAUUAAGGCAAAUUGGGGCGAGCAGCAAAAGCAAAGAAGUCUUCGGAUUAUGCGACGGCAUCAGGGAUGAAAUGUUGAAGAUGGGAAUCGAGAUGAAAGACAGGGGAAAGUCAACGACUUGGUCCAGAUGAUUGAAACUAACGUUAACUAAA
Molecule: messenger RNA, 1540 nt
Organism: Nicrophorus vespilloides
Lineage: Eukaryota; Metazoa; Arthropoda; Insecta; Coleoptera; Silphidae
Gene: CysRS-m
Product: cysteine--tRNA ligase, mitochondrial
Exons: 2
Coding region: 11-1519 (502 amino acids)
Biological process (GO): cysteinyl-tRNA aminoacylation
Cellular component (GO): cytoplasm
Molecular function (GO): ATP binding; cysteine-tRNA ligase activity
Source: RefSeq, a predicted model, not a curated record